AAAACUACAAGUGAACUCUGUCGUUGACCUGAUGGCGUCACUAGCCGGCGACAAACAGGACAGGAAUAAGGGGAAGGAGGAAACAAGACAAAAUGGCAUCUGGCUCCGACUACGGACUGAGAAAAAUAGUUUGGAGAAGAAUACAAGAAACCAUUAUUGCAGACUGCAGAAAAUCUGAAGUAUGGAAGAUACUGAUUCUGGACCCCUUCACCACCAAGCUCCUCUCAUCAUGCUGCAAAAUGUCCAAUCUAAUGUCGGAGAAAAUAACAAUUGUGGAGGACCUGUACAAAAAGAGAGAACCUGUCCUUGAAAUGAAAGCCAUCUACUUCAUGUCACCAGCUGCUAAGUGUGUUGAUGCCUUCAUCGCUGACUUCAAGCCCAAACCAAAGUAUAAGGCAGCAUAUGUUUAUUUCACUGACUAUUGCCCUGAUGACCUCUUCAACAAUAUGAAGCUGUAUUGUGCAAAGUACAUACGUGUCUGUAAAGAGAUAAACAUAUCCUUUAUGCCACAAGAGGCCCAAGUAUUCACAUGUGAGCGUCCGGAUGCUUUUCAAAGCAUCUACAGUCCCCAGAGACGUGACAAAAGGGAGACAAUGGAGACAAUUGCAGACCAGAUUGUGACACUCUGUGCCACAUUGGAUGAGUACCCGGGGGUCAGGUAUAGGAAAGACAGCAACAUGGUGAAUGCAAAAAUCUUAGCAGAGCUGGUGGACAAAAAACUGCAAACAUACUAUGAGCUGGAUGACAAUGGCAAGAAAAAAGGAAAAACCCAGGCUCAGCUGCUGAUAGUGGAAAGAGGCUUUGAUCCUGUCAGCCCCAUCCUGCACGAGCUGACCUAUCAGGCAAUGGCCUAUGAUCUCAUCGACAUCCACAGUGACACCUACAAGUACAAGUCUAAAGACGGCUCAGAUAAGGAGGCUCUGCUGAAUGAAGAAGACAUGCUGUGGGUUAAACUGAGGCACAAACACAUCGCAGAGGUGACAGAACAAAUUCCCAAACUGGUAAAAGAAAUAUCUGCUAGCAAGAAGCAGCCAGAUGGAAAGACAACAAUUAGCGGUUUGGCCCAACUGAUGAAGAAAAUGCCCUCCGUCCGUAAACAGUUGGCUGAGAAAACUGUCCAUCUGAACUUGACUGAAGAAUGUAUGAAGCAUUACUCCAACAACGUGGAGAAACUGUGCAAAGCGGAGCAGGAUCUGGCUAUGGGUUUGGAUGUGGAAGGGGUGAAGGUGAAGGAUCGCAUGAGGACCUUGCUUCCUGUGCUGCUUCACCCAUAUACCAUCCAUGAUAAGAUCAGGGCUGUCUUGCUCUACAUCUUCAGCAUCAAUGGAACAACAGACGAGAACUUGAACAAACUCAUCCAGCAUGUAAAGAUCGAGGACCAAAGAGAGUUCAUCCUGAACUGGAAAUACCUGGGGGUGUCGAUCAUCACGUCGCCCAGUUUCUUCUCUUGCAAGCCUACAAGGCGGGAUCGUUCUGAGGAAGAGACGUAUAAUGUUUCCAGGUGGACUCCUGUCAUCAAAGAUGUAAUGGAGGAUGCUGUAGAGAACAAACUGGACUCCAAGGAAUGGCCACACCAGUCUGAAUGCCCUGCAGCCUGGAAUGGCUCCGGCGCGGUCAGUGCCCGUCAGAAGCACAAAGCGAGCGCUCAAGACGAACGGCGGAGCGGCUCGCGCCUUAUUAUCUUUGUCAUCGGUGGGAUGUGCUACUCUGAGAUGCGCUGCGCCUAUGAGGUCACCAAGGCUGUGAAAUCCUGUGAAGUCAUUAUUGGGUCUUCGCACAUUGUGACGCCCAACAGUCUCCUGGAGGACAUUAAGGCUUUGAGCAAAACCCCCAUGGAGACUUUUACAGUGGAGGAGAGGAGCAACGCCUAAAAACGGACCCCCACCCAACAUCACAAAAGGAAUCCAAUGCCGAAGGGAAUCAAAGUUAGAACUGUGUUUAUGUUUUAGUAUUCUGUUCAUAUCUUGAGGACAAGUUCACUUUAUACCUGUUCAUUUCAGAAAGUACCCCCCCCCCCCCCCAAAAAAAAGCUUUUUCCAAUAUGAUUGCCACCAUCAGGAGUUAACCUUUUAUACAGUAAUCUGCUAUAACUGAUGAUGUCCAUACAGAAAGUGAACUCAGUCCUGCAACAGCAGCACUGGAGUAAAAACUGUCUAACCAGUCUACUUACAAAACGACACGACAGUGAUGUUACACAGAAGACGUCAGACUCUUAGAGACAACGGCAGUUGAAACUGUGCUAAUGUGUGUGUAUAUACUGUAUGUAAGCAAGCAAUGGAUCCCUGCUUAAAUGUUCUGUAUUUUCCUGUCACAACUGUUAAUAAACCUUCAGAGUUA
Thalassophryne amazonica is the source of this 2337-nucleotide messenger RNA. It is a transcript of the gene stxbp3, whose product is annotated as syntaxin binding protein 3. Bases 93 to 1871 code for a protein of 592 amino acids. The record is from RefSeq and is a predicted model, not a curated record. Lineage: Eukaryota; Metazoa; Chordata; Actinopteri; Batrachoidiformes; Batrachoididae. Gene Ontology annotation, cellular component: plasma membrane; secretory granule. Gene Ontology annotation, biological process: vesicle-mediated transport; neurotransmitter secretion; intracellular protein transport. Gene Ontology annotation, molecular function: syntaxin binding. The transcript is spliced from 19 exons.